AUGUACAAACUAUUGUAUUUACUGCUGAAUGUAAAACACUAAUUCCCCAAUAAAGAAAUUAAAAAAAAAAAAAAGAAAAAGAAAAUGUGCCAGGGAUAAGUUUGUUCCUCAUGUGGUGGGUGAGCUAGAUGUGCCAAAAAUGCCCUGAUUUCCCAGAAACCUUCCACCAAGUAGAUGUCACAUGUUUUGUAGGCUUGUGACUCUAUCGUCACAGGACUCAAGUUCAGAGGGCCGCUUGCUGUAUAUAUGACUGGGCUGCAGUUUCAUUUUGCUCCAGGGCCUGAAGAUUGGCAUCUGGACCUCUUCCAUCUCAAGUCCUUCCCAGGCCAGGCCUCCGAUCAGAGCUCACCUAAGAGUUAGAAAGGCAGGAUGCCUCCCUCUCUGAGGCUAAAAGGAGUUUCUCUGACACAUGAGUUUCAGGCAUAAUGUAGUUUCCUUAAUGGCACAGGAGCUUCUCUGAUAUAGAAACAAACUGAAACUCAGAAGAUGAGGAAAUGGGGCAGAGGGGAAGGAAAGGAGACCAAUCAUCUGAAACUUCAACUUUCAAAGUAAAAGAAAGAAGAUGAAGUCUGACAUGAUCUAUUCUGCCUCUCUAGGCCCCGUCAUGCGUCAGACUGGAGAAGUAAGUCUGGGACCUGUCUGCACCUCUGCGCUUGCUGUGCCAAAACAUUGCCGACAUGGACCUGCUUACCUGAGGAGAUGGGAGACCUGCUAAUUACAGUGGAGAAGUUAAUGUGUCCAGACUCCAUCAGUUUCUGGGAAGUCAUAGGUGAGGAACAUGGGAUCAACUUGGAAGGCAGUUAUGGUGGGGACUCCGCCCUCCAGUUGGAGAGGAUCAGCGUGUACUACAAUGAAGCUCACGGCAAGAAGUAUGUGCCUCGAGCAGUCUUGGUGGACUUGGAACCUGGGACAAUGGAUAGCAUCCGAUCUAGCAAAUUGGGGGCCCUCUUUCAGCCAGACAGUUUUGUCCACGGUACCUCUGGGGCUGGCAACAACUGGGCCAAGGGUCACUACACAGAGGGAGCCGAGUUGCUGGAGAGCGUGCUGGAUGUGGUGAGGCAUGAGAGUGAGAGUUGUGACUGUCUGCAGGGCUUCCAGGUGGUGCACUCACUAGGUGGGGGCACAGGCUCAGGGAUGGGCACACUGCUCAUGAACAAGAUCCGGGAGGAGUACCCUGACCGCAUCAUGAACUCCUUCAGUGUGAUGCCCUCGCCCAAGGUGUCAGACACGGUGGUGGAGCCCUAUAAUGCUGUCCUAUCCCUGCACCAGCUGCUUGAGAAUGCUGAUGCCUGCUUCUGCAUAGACAAUGAGGCCCUCUAUGAUAUUUGCUUCCGUACCCUAAAGCUGACCACACCCAGCUAUGUUGACCUCAACCACCUGGUAUCCCUGACCAUGAGUGGCAUAACCACCUCCUUGCGGUUCCCUGGACAGCUCAAUGCUGACCUGCGCAAGCUGGCUGUGAACAUGGUACCUUUCCCUCGCCUGCACUUCUUCAUGCCUGGCUUUGCCCCACUUACCGCUCAGGGUAGCCAGCAGUACCGGGCCCUCUCUGUGGCAGAGCUCACCCAGCAGAUGUUUGAUGCCCGAAACAUCAUGGCUGCCUGUGACCCCCGGCAUGGCCGCUACCUGACAGUGGCCUGCAUCUUCCGGGGCCAGAUGUCCACCAAGGAAGUGGAUGAACAGUUGCUUGCUGUGCAGACAAGGAAUAGCAGCUGUUUUGUAGAGUGGAUCCCCAAUAAUGUCAAGGUGGCUGUCUGUGACAUCCCUCCCCGGGGGCUGAAUAUGGCGGCCACCUUCAUAGGCAAUAACACAGCCAUUCAAGAGCUCUUCACCAGAGUGUCGGAGCAUUUUUCAGCUAUGUUCAAGAGGAAGGCUUUUGUACACUGGUAUACUGGUGAGGGGAUGGACAUUGGUGAAUUUGUGGAAGCUGAAGGCAAUAUCCAUGAUUUGAUAUCUGAGUACCAACAAUUUCAAGAUGUCCAAGUGGUACUGGAAGAAAAUGAAGAGGCCGUGGGGGAGGCAGAAAUGGAACCAGGAGAUAAGGAACAUUAACCAUGAGCAAAAGCUGUGCUGCAGGGUAUAGUCACUUACAGAACAGCUUCUCUUAAGAUGACUGUUUCCCUGCAGCAGUCCCAAGCCUACUCUGCACUGCAGCACAGAAAACAGCCACACUGUCACCUGUUAUCAGCUUUGACAAGAGACUUUGGUGUUGGGGGUAGGGAAAGGACUAUUAGGCACUGGGGUUUCCUGCUAGCUUCUACUUGAAAAUUUGAUAUUCAAUAUGCACUCUAUUCACCUUUUUAAAAAUAGCAGUGUAUUUACUGUAUGACAUUCCCUUCAUUAAAUGUUUAUUGUGUA
Molecule: messenger RNA, 2358 nt
Organism: Erinaceus europaeus (western European hedgehog)
Lineage: Eukaryota; Metazoa; Chordata; Mammalia; Eulipotyphla; Erinaceidae
Gene: TUBB1
Product: tubulin beta 1 class VI
Exons: 5
Coding region: 700-2052 (450 amino acids)
Biological process (GO): mitotic cell cycle; microtubule cytoskeleton organization
Cellular component (GO): microtubule; cytoplasm
Molecular function (GO): GTPase activity; structural constituent of cytoskeleton; GTP binding
Source: RefSeq, a predicted model, not a curated record